Molecule: messenger RNA, 3726 nt
Organism: Asparagus officinalis (garden asparagus)
Lineage: Eukaryota; Viridiplantae; Streptophyta; Magnoliopsida; Asparagales; Asparagaceae
Product: pentatricopeptide repeat-containing protein At1g62930, chloroplastic-like
Molecular function (GO): protein binding
Source: RefSeq, a predicted model, not a curated record
CCUCCCUCUCCGAGGACCUGCGCUCCUCUCUCUCCGACGCCCUCCUCCCUCCCGGCGACGACGCCGUCCUCCCUCUCCGAGGACCUGCGCUCCUCCCUCUUCGACGCCCUCCUCCCCUCGACGGCGCCCUCCUCCGUAUCCGACGACGCCCUCGUCCCUCCCCGCGACGACGCCCACCGUUUCAGCCUCACGAGCUGCGCAUGCCAACUCCUCGAUGAAAUUCCCAUGAGAGACUUACAUCGACUAGACCCAUUCAAAUUUGAUUUUUUUUCCUCGAUGAAGCGUCUCCAUGAUUCGACCUCAAUUGGGAUUUUCGCGCCGGAACCUCCUUCGAAGACUUCAUCAGUACUCUUCUGCUGCUCUUUUGACAAUUCUAGAUGACCCGUUGGUCGAUUACGUCGAGAGAACUAGCAAAACUUCGCAGGUUAACCAGUUCAGCUCUUGCACUGUGACAAGCCCGACCCUUUUCCCCUACGUUGCUGUCUCUGUGAAAACUUUGAAUGGGGAUAUUUUCCGUGAGAUGAAAUUUGCAAAUGCGGUGGAAAUAUAUGGCCUUUCUCAUGCGUUAGAGUCAUUCUCAAUGCUGGUCGGGAUUUUCUCACAGGCGAAAAUGCAUGCAGAAGUUAGGCAUUUGCUUCUUGAUGCAAUGGUUUUUGACAAGGGAUUGCAUUCUGAAGUUGUGAGAUUUUCUAGUGGUUCGAUUACGCCGUUGCAAGCCUAUGGAGAUCUGAUAAAAGCUCUCGUGGACAAUUCAAUGAUUGAGGAUGCGCUGGAAUUUUGUUUGGAGGCUAUGGGAAUUGGGCUGGAAAUCGGCGUCCCUCUGUGCAAUUCUUUGCUCAAGUGUUUCGUCGAGAGGAAUAAUGUUGGGGUUGUCAGGAGUUUGUUUGAGUAUAUGAAGGUGUUUGGGCCAUCACCGAACAUUUACACUUAUACUACUAUGAUGGAGUUGUACACUAAAGGCAAUACACUGGAUGUAGGUGAAGCUAACAAGAUUCUUGUAGAGAUGGAAAAUCAUGGUGUCAGGCCUAAUGCAGUAACAUAUAGCAUGUACCUUCGAGGGCUUUGUAAGAUAGGGAAGGCUGAGAGUGCUUGGGAAUUUCUUAAGGACUUGCAGCAUAAAGGACUUGAGUAUGAUAACUACUGUUGUAAUGCUGUCAUUCUUGGUUUCUGCCGUAAAGGGGAGUUGAACAAAGCACUUACAGUAUUGGAUGAGAUGAAGAAGUGUGGCUUAUCACCUGAUGUUCAUAGCUAUAGCAUCUUGGUCGAUGGGUUUUGUAAGGUGGGUAAUGUUUCUGAAGCUUGGAAUCUCUUUGAGGAAAUGCAUAGAAGAGAAUUAAUGCCUAACGUGAUCACGUAUACCUCUCUAUUGUGUGGAAUUGCAAUAAAGCUGUUUCGUGAGUUGAGAGAUAAGGGCUAUGGGAGAGAUCUUAUGGCCUAUAGCAUUCUCAUUGAUGGAUGUUGUCAGCAUGGUGAUCUGGAUGGUGCACAUGAGCUAUGGCAUGAAAUGAUCCAAGACAAGUUUACUCCAGACAUUUUCUGCCAUACCAGUCUAAUUUACAGCUAUUGCCAAAAGCAAAAAUUGCAGGAAGCUACGGAUCAGUUUGAAAUCAUGCUUAAUGAUGGUGUGGUGCCCAAUGUUGUUACUUGCACCAUUAUUAUUGAUGCGUUCUGCAAGGAAGGGCGUGCUAUAGAAGCUUUUAGGUUCUUAAAUGAAAUGGAGGAGCUGGGUAUCAAUCCCAAUAUAUUUACUUACACUACAAUCAUUGAUGCACUAUACAAAAUUGGAAGUUCAUGUGUUGCAUGGGAGAUUUUUGGAGCUAUGAUAAAGAGAGCUCUUGUUCCUGAUGUAGUUCUAUUUACCAUCCUAAUCAAUGGUUUAGUCAAAACAUUGGACUUGGAGAAAGCUCUUAUGAUCUAUGAAAUGAUGUCUCAAAGGGGUAUAGAUCCAAACAUUUUUACUUACACAAGUCUCAUCAAUGGGCUAUGCAGCGCUGGAAUGCUUCCUACAGCUUUGGGCUUAUUUGAGGAAAUGAAGUGGAAGGGAUUCAAGCCUGACAGGGUUCUUUACUCUACGAUGAUUUCAUGUUGCUGCAGAUGCAAGGAUAUGAAGAAAGCUCUGGUAUUUGUCAAUUCAAUGGAGACAGAUGGGUUUGAACCUGACACCAUUGUGUACAGUUCAAUAAUUGCAGGUUAUUGCAGGUCCAACAAUAUGGAGAUUGCUGUAGAACUGUUCUAUAAAUUGGAGAGACAGAAAUUCAGACUUGACAGAAGUAUGUAUACUUCAAUAAUUGCUGCUUAUUGUAGGUGCAAUGAUAUUAAGAAGGCUGUAAGAUUGUUCAAUAGAAUGGUGGAAAGUGGUUUACUACCAGAUGUGUAUAUGUAUACUUGUUUAAUAGAGAGAUGUAGCAAGUUGUCAGUGAUGAGCAUUGCAGAGUUGUUGCUGGCUAAAAUGAUUAUAGUAGGAUUCACUCCUGAGGCAAUAAAUUAUACAACUCUUAUACACGGAUAUCGUAAGAUGGGUGACUUUGAGAAGGCCUUUGAGUUGCAUAAAUGUAUCCUGACGCAGCUUCCUGAAUCUUUACAUCAAUAGGCUGGAAAAUACCAACAAUUAAACCACCUCAGCGUAUAUGCCUGGAUCAGAUGAUACUAAUUUGCACUCAAGUCCUACUGGUUCACUACGUUCUUGCAGCUAUAAGUGAGAGGGAAACUAAGGGUAUAAGGCAGUUAUUGGAGAAGAAAGAGGGUAGUCUUUGACGAAAGAUGAUGGGAAAGAGAGUUAAUUUUGCCUGAGGGAAUCAGCCAUUCAGUUCAAUAGGUGCAGAACCAUGUGGUAAUCUGAGGCGACAAUUGAAACGAUCCUCCCUGAGUUAUUUUGGUUGAUGAUUAUCCAAUUCUUAAGCUUGGGCGUUUAUUCCACUUGAACAAUAUGUAGAACAAGUGGGCAGGCAUCUGACUAAGCUUGGAGAAUAACAUGGAAAAUUCAAUUUCAGUUGAUGCAGAUGGCCGUGCAUCAUGAAUUUGGUAUCAUUCAUGGAUGUUUCACUGAAACUUUAAUCAACGUUCUACAUGCAUCUUAUUGAAAAAGCAUCUCAAGCAUGAAAAUGUGAAGUUGUAAAAACAAUGGAGAUCAAGUCAGAGUUUUAUAGUUGGACCACCUGUCAUUCGUCAGUCAGUUCUUUGGUCGUAAUACCCAAGGACGUGUUAUGGUUCAUUGAGAUUGGUACUUAACACUGCAACGGUUGUCUAAGCAUAUCCUAAAAUCUACGCAGAUCAAAGAUCGAGCGGCUUGCUAGCUGGUAAGUUGAUUCUAUGGUGGACCAGCAAGGAGGCUUUGUUCCGUUCUGUUGGUCCCGUACGUAUGAAUAAGCUUUCAUAGCUAUUGUCCUGAUGGAGCUAUCAUUUGGAUAUUUCCAGCAUGAACCUUGGAAUUCAUAUUUACGUCAUCCUCGAUGAGUUUUACAGAUUCAUAGCUCCAGUUAAUGGACCACCUCGCCCAUCCUUCAACAUCUACUGAAUAUGAAAGCUCGAGCUUGAGUUACUACCCGGUGAUUUUGAAAUUUCUUUUGAUUGAGCAUCAGUUUAUGUUUACAACGUGGUAUUUUUCUUGUGAACAAUUAGAGACUGUGAAAAGAAUUUCUGAUGUUUGUUGUGUACCUGUAUUAUUCCAAUUUACACGAGGAAAGUUAUUGUUAUAGCAUACGAGAAUCUCUGGACUGAUUUGUUCAA